Alligator mississippiensis (American alligator) is the source of this 6697-nucleotide messenger RNA. It is a transcript of the gene MIA3, whose product is annotated as MIA SH3 domain ER export factor 3. Gene Ontology annotation, molecular function: protein binding. The transcript is spliced from 29 exons. Lineage: Eukaryota; Metazoa; Chordata; Crocodylia; Alligatoridae. Bases 39 to 6140 code for a protein of 2033 amino acids. Gene Ontology annotation, cellular component: endoplasmic reticulum membrane; endoplasmic reticulum exit site. The record is from RefSeq and is a predicted model, not a curated record. Gene Ontology annotation, biological process: vesicle cargo loading; endoplasmic reticulum to Golgi vesicle-mediated transport; protein secretion.
UGUGCUGACGUGUCGGCCCCCUCCCGCCGGCCGCCAACAUGGCUGCAGCGCCGCUGCCCGGGGCCGCGCUCCCGCUGCUGCUCCUGCUCCUCCUGCCGCUGCCCUGCGGCGCCGGCCCCGCGCUGGACCGCCGCUUCGCCGAGCUCAAGCGCUGCGCCGACCCCGAGUGUAGCAUGUUAAUGUGUCGAGGGAAAGCUACACAAGACUUUAAAGGUCCAGACUGUCGCUUCGUAAAUUUUAAAAAAGGAGAAACAGUAUACGUAUACUACAAAUUAAUAAGAAAAUCAAUUGAACUUUGGGCUGGAAGUGUUGGCAGUGAUUUUGGAUAUUUUCCAAAGGAUUUACUUGAAAUAAAACAUCAUUAUAUCGAUUAUGAGCUUGAAUUACCAACAGAUGAAACAGAUUUUGUUUGUUUUCAUGGAGGAAAAGAUGAUUUUGAUAAUUAUAAUGUGGAUGAGCUUUUAAAAUUAUCAGAGGAAACUAUAGCAAAUGGAGGGCAAUCUGAUUUGAAUGCUGAUUUGAAAGACGUUUUUGAACAAAUCACAAGGGAGGAAGAGACAGAAGAGGUUGAUACUGAGACUGAUGUUUUUGAAUUAAGUACAGAAGAAAGGAAGGAAAGAGAAGAAGAAGACAGCUCACUUUCUAAAAAGACUGAAAAUGUGAAGAGAGACCUCAUAUCCCAGGGAGAUACCCUCAUUGUAAACAGUAAUGAAGAAAAUUCUCAGGGAGACCAAAUGUCACAUGAGCAUUUGACAGGAAUAUUACAAGAACAAUUAGAAGGGCUUGAAAGUGAAAAUACCAAAAACUCGAGUAUUCCUCAGGAUGAAGCCAAACAAUCAGAAAAGGAGAGUGAAGAAAUUGAUGCUUAUGCACUUUUAAACAGAGAGCUAUCUAUGAAUUUGAAAACCAAAUUUGGUUCGACUGCAGAUGCUCUUGUGUCUGAUGAUGAGAUAACCAGUCUUGUUACAUCACUGGAAGAUGAUUUUAAUGAAGACACUCAAGAUACAGAAAACCUGGAAGACCAUAAGGAUCAUUCUGAAGAAAUCCCCUUGCUGUCAUUUGUAGAAGAGGAAGAAGCUAAUUCUCUACUCGAUUCAGAAGCAGAAGUACGUUUAGUCGAUAAAAAUGCUGACUUUAAGUCAGAAGAAGUUGAACCUGAUGAAGCCCCUGAGGAUGCCACAGAAUUAAUUAACGAAAGAGAUUAUGGAAAAAAAGAUGAUUCAGAUUUAUUAACAUCUGUUGAGGACACCAUCUAUUCAAUUGUCACUGGGAAUGAAAAAAGAAAUGAUGAUACCGAUGUCAACAAGUCUGAUACAGCAGAAGAAAAGGAAGAAGAGGAUGAGGUGAUUCAUAUUAGUAAGGAGAAAAAACAAGCAGUAAAAUCCAAGCUCAGGGACCUAACUGAAGAAGAUCUUAUAGAAAAGGAAGGGCACCUCGUAGAUGACCUAGACCUAAAGGAAAAGACAAACAAAAGUAAACAGUAUGAGGAAUUUUCCCUUGAUGGUGGAUCUGAAGAACUGCAGAGCACAUCUGAGAAUGGUCCUAGCCAGGAAGUUGACCUGGAGUCUAAACAACCAACUGAAAAAAAGCAAAAUGUUCUAAAGCUACCCCUCAGUGAAAGCAAAGAGGAUCCUGAGGAAACGACUCUUCAUAAAAUAAUGAAAGAGACAGAGAAGCCCAGGGAGAUUUUGGAGGACAGCUUGGAAAAUGAAACAAAGCACAAAACAUUAUGGAAAAAUAUGAAGGACAGAAAAGUAGCUGUGGGUCAGGAAUCUGUAAAUGUUCUACACAAACCCCUGGAAGAGCUACAAAAUGUAUCCCAAAGUGACCUGGGGAAUACUGAUCUCUUGGAUGGCAAAGAACAGGAAAUUUCGCUUACACAGGCACAAGUAGUUCAGAAGGAUGAAAAGGAUUUAGAACAAGUGAGGGUGCCUGAGACAGAAACACAUGUUUUCAGAGAGGAAGAAGUUGCAAUUCCAAGGGAAAAGGUGAAAAAAAUUCCCACAGAGAAGAAAGACCUGAGUAAUCAGCGUGAGAGAGAAGCAGCUGUCAAGCAAGCUAGGGAACAGGAAAAUGAGACCAGGUAUACAGAAGAAGGUGUAGAACAAGAGCUUUCUCGAAAUGCUGACCAGACAGUAGCAGACAAAACCACUGGUGAAAGUCCUGCUGAAGAUCAAUCCACAAACACUGAACAGGAGGUGAACACAGAUAGUUCUAAUCAACAAGACGCUGCUGACAGUGAGGAUCAAAACCUGGACAAAGCUUUUGGUACAGACCUAACCAGAGAAACAACGUUAAAACCAGAACUUGAGUCUGAAGAGCUGGAAGUUGAAGAAGACUAUGACCCAAAACAAAUGGAGGAAGAGCUGUUAGAAGAUGAAAAUGCUGCAAGUGCAAAACUGUCAAAAGAGAGAUUUGCAAGUGGACAUGAUAGUAAAUUAAACAUGAAAAGACAAAACCCAGAGUUGGAAAUUCCAACUGAAGCUAUUUCAGGAACUGCUAAUCCUAUUCAUGAAACUGAUGAAAUAGGAGAGGAAGUAAACAUAACAUCUGAGCAGGCUGGAAAAAGGAGCAGCAUGCAGGAUGUGAGCGAGAUUAAGAAUGAAGAGCUUGACAUACAAAUCAAAAAACCUUCUCAACUGAAUGACAUGGAAGAUGACAAAGAUGAUGAUAAAGAAGUCCCUGUAACAUUAGAAUCAUCUGAAGUGGAAAAUGAGGAUGGAAUAACUUUGUCAGAUGAUGCUGGUUCUUCUGAAAUGGUGGACUCUAAAGAUGUCUUUAAUCAAAGAGAAGAUCUCCGACAGGACCACUUAUGGAAGAAUAUGAAAGAUGUGGAGAACUUAACUGAUCAGGAAACAAAUGAUCACCAACAGUCUUCAUACCUCCAUGGGCCUGCUGAUAUCUCAGGAACCACAAAUGAAGUUAUGAAGCCAGAAUAUAGAGACUCUGUGAAGCAGCUUAUGAUAAUGAAAGAAUUCUUUGAUGAAAAGCGUGUGGCACGUCUAAAAAAAUAUCUUGGGCCCCAGCACAUUGUCAGGGUAGAAGCAAUGUUUCAUGACAUGAAAUUGGAGCUGGAGCUUGCUCAGAAAGGUAAUAAUAAUCAUGAGACUAUUGAAAAGACUUUGGACCAGAUCCUUGAGUCUUCUGAGUCUAGCAUUAUGGAUGUUGUGGAAAACGUUUUGGAUUCAAGGGUGACAGAAAACAAAGAGGAGGUGGUAAAAGAAAUGGAUCUGUAUGACGAAGAAACUGCAGUGAUGGAUGAUAUUCAGGAAUUAAUAUAUUCCUUAAGGCACAAAUAUUCAGCUGUUUUUGACAGUGCUCCCCUUGCAUCCACUGCAGAUCAUGGAAUGGAUUCUAGGCUGCGUGUUGCAGAUACUGCAAAAGAAAUUCAGUAUGACAGACACCCAACAGGAAGCCCAAAUAUGGCUGAAGAGAGUGAUCAGACAUUUCCACAACUUGAGGAUAGGAGGCCACUCCAGUCCCCUGAAGGGGAGGAGGAAACUUUUAAACCAGGGAAUCCUGAGCAUGAUAUAAAUAUUGUCAAACAGGCCAACAUCUUGGAAAAAAGAGAAGUCCAUCAAAAUGAGAAAGGAAAGCAAUUGACAGAUGCGUCAUUUGGGUCCAGUUCUUUGGGGCAAAGUGACACAGAAGAUUUUACUGCAGGUACAGUCCCUGGUGCAGAAGAGAAGCACCCUCCUUCUGAGACACAGCCUGCAGCACCCUCCCUCCUCGCCACCUUCAGCGGUGCAAUUGUGGGGGCCAAAGACAACGUGCGACCUGUCACAGAGACGCUGGUAGCCGCACUGCCUGAGGAUUUUCGGCCUGGGCCUGAUUUCCAUGGACUUCCCUGGGAACCCAUCCUUAUCACAGCCUUAGUGGGAAUUGCUACACUUGUUGUAGUCUUCUGGAGAACCUGCCUUUCCGUGAAGAGUAGAAUUUAUCAAGUGACUGAAAAGCAACUUGUUGAAAAGAUUAAAAAUCUCCUACAAGAAAAAACAGAAAUUUUAGAAAAGAUGUCUGAAUAUGAUCAAAAGAUAAAUGAAGCCAAGGAGUCUGUGAAGGUGGCUCAACAACAGAACACUAGCCUCUCACAUGAAGCUGCAGGGCUUAAGGACACUGUCAAGGAACUUGAAGAAACAAAUCAUCUGUUAGAUGACAAAAUGGGAAACUUGCACAAAAUGCUAGAAACAGAGAGACAGCAGAAUCUGAAAAAACAGGACAAAAUCUUAGAAAUGCAGAAGUCUUUGGAGAAACUACAAGAAGUUAUUACGCUUCACUCUGUAGAGCUUACGGAGGUGCAGGUAGCUCUUAAUGAAGCCAAAUUAAGUGAAGAAAAAGUGAAAUCCGAACUUCGUCAUGUUCAAGAAGAGAAUGGUAGACUCAAAAAGAGGAAGGAGCAACUGCUACAAGAAGCAGAAGGCUGGAGUGAGAGGCAUGCUGAGCUCAGUGAGCAGAUCAAACUAUAUCAGAAGUCUCAAAAGGACAUAGAAGAAGCACUUGCCUACAAAGAAAAUGAAAUUGAAGUGUUGACUAACUGCAUUAUGCAGUUGAAGCAGUUGGAUAUGGAUUCUGAGUCUGAGGCCAAAAAAGGAGAAGGAAAUGGAUGGGAUGCAGGAGAUGAUUUGGCCAAUGGAGAGCUGCCAGAUAGCCGGAGUGAGAAGAUGAAGAAUCAGAUUAAGCAGAUGAUGGAUGUUUCCAGGGUUAGAACAAUGUUAUCUAUAGUUGAAGAAGACAGAAAUCUCUUACAGUCUAAGCUGAGUGAUGAAAUAACAGCCAGACAUGAGCUAGAAGAGCAAAUAAAAAAACUAGAACAUGAUUCCUGUUCGCUACAGACAGCCAAAAGUCGACUUGAAAAUGAUUGUAAAACUUUACAGCAGAAAGUAGAGAUUCUUAACGAGCUCUAUCAGCAGAAAGAGAUGGCACUUCAAAAGAAGCUGACUCAAGAGGAAUACGAGCGUCAGGAGAAGGAGCAGAAAUUGUCUGCUGCAGAUGAAAAAGCAGUGUUGGCUGUUGAGGAAGUGAAAGUUUACAAGCAAAGAAUUCAGGAAAUGGAGGAAGAAUUGCAAAAAACAGAGAGAUCUUAUAAAAACCAAAUUGCUACUCAUGAGAAGAAGGCCCAUGACAAUUGGCUCAUUGCACGCUCUGCAGAGAGAGCUUUGGCAGAAGAAAAGAGAGAAGCAGCCAAUCUGAGACAAAAAUUAAUAGAAGUGAAUGAAAAAAUCACAAUGCUUCAAAGGCCAUUAAUUGUAAAACCAACUCCUGGCAGACCUGACCGUCAAGUCCCACCACGAAGAGGUCCACUAAGCCGAGAUGGCUCUUUUGGGCCAUCACCUGUCAGUGGUGGAGCUCCUUCUCCACCCAUGAUGGAAGCUCCUGUACGGCCCCUCUCUGCUCCUCGAAGGGAAGGUCCAAGAGGUGAAUUCGGCUCCAUGGUGGAUGGUCCUCCAGCACCAAGGAGGCCACCGGAGUUAUCUGGAAGAAUGUCUGCUCCAGAUCUUGGCCCUGCGGUAGCAGCCUUGAUGAACAGUGGGCCCAGAACCUCCUCGCCCUCCGCAGCAUUGGAUGGAGUGCAAAACUGUCCCAAAGAGUCUGAAGUCCCUUAUGUAUCUCCUGCUCCAUCCUCAUCUCCUGAAACAGAUGCAGCUAAUCCAGGGCCGAAGGGUCCCCCCCCUUUCUCUGGAAUUGGGAAUUCACCCAUAAUGAAUUCUCCGGGGACUGGACCUCCACCACCACCAGUUAGAUUUGGACCACCACCUUCUCUGCGUGGACACUAUGGGCCUCGACCCCUUCCUCUGCCCUUAGUUCGUGGUCCUCUCCCACCACCUCCAGCUUCAAGGGACUACAUACCUGGCCCACCAGGAAUGAGAGAACUGCCUCCUGGUCCUCUGCCACCUCCAGAUCCAAGAGGAUAUAUACGUGGACCCCCUCCUUUCAGACCAUUGGGCCCUCUUGGCCCAAGAGAUUAUCCUCCUGGACCACGGUUACCCCCACACCCACAUGGUCCAAGGGACUAUCCCCCUCCUCCUCCAAACAGAGACCUGCCUCCAGCUGGACCUAGAGACUACCCACCAGGCUCUCUGCGUCCACCAUCACCAGCAGGCUCAAGGGACUACACACAACCCCCAGAACAGAAACCUUAACUUGCAUCUCUGGCAAGCAGCUCAUUGGAAUAGACUCUAGCACCUUUCCUCCAGUGAGACUUCUCAGUAGCGUCAAAGGAGAACUACCUUUUUAAUUUGGUCUUUAGACUUGGUUUCAGCAUAGUACAAUACUUGCAGGAUGGAUUUCCCCUGUUGCUACCAACAUUUAAUAUGCAUUUAUGAUCACUUUUAAACUUGGCCUGCAAGAAUCAUUUUGUGAUGGACUUGAACCUGCUUCUUACAGCUGUGGGCCACCUGCAGCUCUAAAUGUGCAAUACAAAAGUACCUGUGUGGCUGGUUUUAAUUAAAUGUAACCUAUGUAACCAGUUGGUGAUGACUUAAUUUCAUGAAAUAUGUAAUCGGAACGUUUCCUGUGGAAAUAAUUUUUUAAGUAAAAUGCUACCCUAUCUGCCUUCUCCAUCACAUUAUUAACCUGCAGUUACUGUAGCCCAUUGGCUUACAUAUAGAGUGUACAUAUUUUUCAGGUGGCUGAUCUUUGAUCAGGUGCACAAAUUACACUGUACUCAGAAGAUUCUAAUAAAGACAGCAGAAUGGUU